Molecule: messenger RNA, 3081 nt
Organism: Cyprinus carpio (common carp)
Lineage: Eukaryota; Metazoa; Chordata; Actinopteri; Cypriniformes; Cyprinidae
Product: aquaporin-3
Biological process (GO): water transport; glycerol transmembrane transport
Cellular component (GO): basolateral plasma membrane; plasma membrane
Molecular function (GO): glycerol channel activity; urea transmembrane transporter activity; water channel activity
Source: RefSeq, a predicted model, not a curated record
UUUAUUAACUGAGGGCGGGACAUUCAGAAGCACAUAUAUAGGGUCCGAACUCAGCAGUAAAAGUUGUACAGGAACACUUUCCCAGUAGAGGCAGUCUGCCUUUCAUCAUCAUCAUCAAAUUAAAACACCCUUUAUUCAUCAUCUUCAAACUAUCCUAAGACAUGGGAAGACAGAAGGUGAUUCUGGAAAAGAUGGCUCGGAUCUUUCAUGUUCGGAAUGUGCUGAUACGACAGGCACUGGCAGAAUGCCUGGGCACUCUCAUUCUAGUGAUGUUUGGAUGUGGUGCUGUCGCCCAGUUGAUUCUAAGUGGAGGCUCUCAUGGAAUGUUUCUGACGGUGAAUUUCGCUUUUGGGUUCGCUGCUACAUUGGGAAUCCUAGUUUGUGGGCAAGUUUCAGGAGGUCACAUAAACCCUACUGUAACAUUUUCCCUUUGCUUGUUGGGGAGAGAGCCCUGGAGGAAAUUUCCCGUGUUCUUCCUGGCCCAGACUCUAGGGGCUUUUCUUGGCUCAGGAAUAAUAUUUGGCAUGUAUAUUGAUGCAAUUUGGGACUAUGGACAAGGUUCUCUAGUCGUUGUAGGGGAUAAUGCAACGGCGGGAAUCUUUGCUACAUACCCUUCUAAACACCUUACUUUGCUCAAUGGCUUCUUUGAUCAGAUGAUUGGCACGGCAGCUCUCAUAGUUUGUAUCCUCGCCAUUGUCGACCCUUACAAUAACCCCAUCCCACAAGGACUGGAGGCCUUCACUGUGGGCUUUGUAGUUCUGGUGAUUGGUCAGUCCAUGGGUUUUAACUCAGGUUAUGCUGUAAACCCAGCCAGAGACUUGGGACCUCGGCUUUUCACCGCACUUGCUGGAUGGGGCUCAGAGGUGUUCUCAGCAAACUCUUACUGGUCCUUUGUGCCCAUCUUUGCCCCAUUCAUUGGUGCCAUGUUGGGUGUGAUGGUGUAUCAGCUGAUGGUGGGAUACCAUGUGGAAGGAGAAGCAAGGGAUAAAAGGGAAGCAGAGGAAAGAGAAGAGAAGGAAAGACUGAAACUCUCUUCUGUUUCUGAGAAGGAGACAGCGUAAAUCUGGGACCAAAUGGAGUUGAUUUUUCCACAGCUCUGUUCAGCUUCUAAAAUCAAAUUUAGCUCUCAUGACAAUAUAGUAGCAAAUUGUGUAUCUUGUACCCACAUUAAAUCAUAACUUUUGACAGUCACCAGACGGCUGUUCCCUUGACAUCAUGAUUAGACACACAGUAAUUAGUUGUAUUUUUUUGUACUGUGUGUGUGGAAUUAUUUGAUGUCCAAACAAUUUAAUUGAUGUAUCAUUUUACUCUAAUUAUCCUGACCAGGGCCUCUGUUUUAUACAUAAACUUACUAGUUAUUCUUUUCAGUUUAUUCCAAAAAUGCCCAAUCAUAGCCACAUUAAUUCAUACAAUCUGCUAACAAGAGAGUUAUUGUCACCCGUUCAUUUAUCACUAAUGCUUAUAUCUGCAUAAUGAAUAAUUAUGAAUAAAGGAUAUGAUUUAUGAAAACCUUCACCCUUAUGAAUACGGCAUCAAAGUCAUAAAAGUACCUGUUUCACUAAUAUUCCAACAUCAUUAUAAGUGAAUAUUAAUGAGUGCUGUAAUUAUGCAGUGAGAAAUCCAGUUCUAUUUACAUUAUGUUGCCUUUUUGGAAACUUUUUUUUUUUUUUUUGCAAGUAUAUGUUUGAUAUAUUAUGUGCCUAUUUCUGUUGGGAAAAUGACUGAGUUUACACUGACUAUGCAUAUAAUAAAUAUUGUUUUCAUUUAUAUUACGCUCGUCAAAAAUAAACUGCAUUUUUGGUAAGGGAUUAGGAUUCUGAUGGAUCUGUAUAUGUGUAGUAUUUAUAUAUAUGAGACAUAUCAAGCACAAAAUUAAUUUUGAAAUGAUCUGGUCAUUUAACUGAAAGGAAUGCCUUUGUUGUCCAUUCAUGUAUUUGCUCAGUAUAUAUUAACAGGGUUUCUAAAGGAGAAACAAUGUGUCUUUGCUGUUUAAUAACUUUGCAGAUUAAUGCAAGUAUAGAUUUGUGCAAAGUUUGCAGUCACAUUUUGGAACAAACCAAGAAGCAUCUGUCCACAAAUAGGCAUAUGCCAAACCUCUGUUCUGUUUUUCUGCAAUUAUAACUGAGUAGGCAUAAAACUCUGCCUAUGAAGCACUUUCAGAUGGGUUCAACUCAAAUUUCACCUAUUGGAGAAAGAAGAGAAAUAUGUAAUUUCUUGAUGUACACUGAAUGAAAUAUUUUUUUAGCCUGCAGAGGAGGGUAUCUGCCAUAUCACAAAAUUAUAUUUACCUAAACAAAACUUUGCUUAAAACAUAAUUUAAGCAUUCAAUACAAGUGCUUUUGAUAUGUCAACUUCAUUGGUGUAGUAGAUGUUGCAACCUAAUAAAAGUUAAGCCAAUACAUUCUUAGGUAUAUCACGUCUUUUAUGCAUUGAUCACAACUCACUCUCAUGUAAAUCUUCCAAAUGGAAAGGAAAGACUGCAGUGCCUGUUUAGCUCAGUGAAGGGGAAAAUAGAGAAUGAAAAUAAGAGAUGUGUUUAUUGGCAUGAGUUGGACGGAGAUAACCAAGACCAUGAAUCUUAAAUCAGUGAGCACACACAGAGUCGGUUCGUAGGUUUGUAGAAAAUAAAUGCAGAGGUUAAAAUGAAUGUUUGUGGAAAUGAGUUUGGGAAUUUGGGAUGAGAUUUGAGGCAAGCUAAUCGAGGCUUUUGAAACCAUUUAUCCAAUUUUCUUGUCGUCUUUGGAUUUCUGGGUUCGGAACAGCAUAGGCUCCAUCCACAAAUGUACAAAAUUCUUGAGGUUUUUCAGAUGUUGAAAUGCAAGUAAUUCUUCCACAUUUCACACAUAUACAUUUCACCACACUUCAUAAAUGGGGCUUGAGAAAGUCCACAGUAUGAGAAUUUAUUAAAUAUGAUUUAGUUUAAUUCAUCAGUCAUUUUUUAAAACAUUCUAUUAUAGCCUGUGUAUCAAAACACAUGAAAUAUCUGUGAAUAUUAUCUUUCUUGAGUUUGAGUGAGGUUCCCAUGACAACUGUUGUUCCUGUUGAUUGCAUUACUCAUCCACGUCAAGAACACAAGACAAU